AAGCAACCCCAAUCUAGGACAAUCAAUCAAGUGGAAAGAUAAACUAUACUUACAUUGACUCAAGUUUAUAUAUAUAUAUAUAUAUUCGAAUGGACCGGGACUAUUAUCUAACGCUCCAAUAAUAUAUUAUUGUUGAGUAACCUAUCACAAUGCUCCCGGGGAUCUCUCGAUUGCCUUCACGGCUCCAGCCAUGCGGGGUGGUAUCUAACGGCUUCCUAGAUCCUCAGACCCGGGCCGUGACAUGUUCGUUACAUACUCAAAGGCGACAUGCAAUCGCUCGGGGGUGGUUAGUUGGUCCAACAUAUUGUCUCUUACGACAGCCACAGCUCUCCAGAAGCUUCUCGACGAGUCGUGACAGGGUCAGUGUUUCAAACUUGUCCCACCGGAUCUCGAAGCAGCUUCCUUAUCAACCGCCACUCAACGGGUUAACCUGUAUGGUUACAGGCGGCUCAUCCGGCAUUGGCUUUGCAAUUGCAGAACGAUUUUUACGCGAGGGAGCAGAAAAGGUGAUUCUUGUCGGGAGGAGCAAGAAAAGACUAAGGGACGCUGUUAGGGAGUUAGAAGGAGACUUCCCAUUAGCAUCCAACGACAACCUCCCGCAAAACGACAGUUGGGAUAUUCACGACACAGCAGAAAGGGCGACCCAGCCCGUCCAAAGUAUAGAAUAUGAUAACGUGAUACACGAUCAACCGCGCGAAGUCGGCAUUGCGGCUGCGAAGGACUGUGAAAUAUCUCACGUCGGUCAACACUUCACACUUGCCGUUGGGGAUGUUGGGAACCCGGCAUUCUGGGGUGAUGAGAUUAAAAAACUAAUGGACACGGUCGAUAUCCUCAUUAACGCCGCUGGAAUCUCCUAUACCUCUCUCCUCCCCCUAGCCAAGGACGAGGACAUCACUGCCAUGAUCCACACAAACCUUCAAGGUACAAUCUUCGCCUGCCGUACCAUGGCGCGACGCGCAAUGCGGUCCCAUUCCCGCCAAAAGUUCACAAAUGCCAAUGGUGAUAAUACUUCCUUCACAAAAUGCAUAAUUAACAUAUCAUCCCUCCACGCGACGAAAGGCGGCGUUGGAGCCGCGACUUACGCUUCCACGAAGGCAGGCGUGGUGGCGCUGACGCGCGCAAUUGUAGCGGAGAGCGCUGGCGCACGGCAAUGGGCAAGGUUGCGAGCCAAUGUUAUUGUGCCCGGGUAUAUCGAGACGAAGAUGGUUGAUGCGACAGUGAGUGAACAGGCUCUGCAGGCGAUUCCGCUGCAGCGUUUUGGCAGGGUGGAAGAAGUUGCCGAUGCGGCGGUUUUCCUCGUGACGAAUCAAUAUGCAAAUAACUGUGUGUUGAAUCUGGAUGGGGGGCUGAGUGCGGUGUGA
Molecule: messenger RNA, 1361 nt
Organism: Histoplasma capsulatum G186AR
Lineage: Eukaryota; Fungi; Ascomycota; Eurotiomycetes; Onygenales; Ajellomycetaceae
Product: 3-oxoacyl-acyl carrier protein reductase
Exons: 4
Coding region: 150-1361 (403 amino acids)
Molecular function (GO): oxidoreductase activity, acting on the CH-OH group of donors, NAD or NADP as acceptor
Source: RefSeq, a predicted model, not a curated record